Messenger RNA from Nannospalax galili (Upper Galilee mountains blind mole rat), 618 nucleotides. Its product is annotated as zinc finger protein 736-like. Gene Ontology annotation, biological process: regulation of DNA-templated transcription. The record is from RefSeq and is a predicted model, not a curated record. The transcript has 6 exons. The annotation marks the transcript as partial. Lineage: Eukaryota; Metazoa; Chordata; Mammalia; Rodentia; Spalacidae.
GCGCCAACUUCCGGCGGGACACUCGGAACUCGCCGGGCCGGAAAACUCCACGUAGACCGAGGGAGCAAGCCACUCGCAGUGCAGCGUGGUGCGGAACAGGCGGUGGUGAAGUGGAUUUUCAGUGAACUGAAAAGAAGUUUCUCAGAAGAAAGGCAGACAAUUUAUGUAAGAUUGCCUGGAGAAGAAAUUCAUGAAGAAGAGAGAUGGCUUCUUUUCAGAAUCCAUUGACUUUCACGGAUGUGUCCUUUGACUUCUCCCAGGAGGAGUGGGAAUGUCUAGACUCUGCUCAGAGGGCUUUGUACAGGGAGGUGAUGUUGGAGAACUACAGCAAUCUGGUGUCCAUAGGUCUUGCUGUGUGUCAGCCUGGUCUGGUCUCCUGUCUAGAGCAAAACAAAGAGCCCUGGGAUGUGAAGAGAGGGGAGACUGUAGCCAACCAGGAUCCAUUGACUUUCCCAGAUGUGUCCUUUGACUUCUCCCAGGAGGAGUGGGAAUGCCUAGACUCUGCUCAGAGGGCUUUGUACAGUGAGGUGAUGUUGGAGAACUACAACAAUCUGGUGUCCAUAGGUCUUGCUGUGUGUCAGCCUGUUCUGGUCUCCUGUCUGGAGCAAAGCAAAGAGC